This is a messenger RNA of Telopea speciosissima, 1516 nucleotides long. RefSeq lists its product as uncharacterized. The transcript has 4 exons. The record is from RefSeq and is a predicted model, not a curated record. The coding region runs from base 75 to 1358 and encodes 427 amino acids. NCBI's taxonomy places the organism in Eukaryota, Viridiplantae, Streptophyta, Magnoliopsida, Proteales, Proteaceae.
GCGCCUCCCUUCUAUUUCUCCUGGGAAUCGUUGAACUCUUUAUACUCUUUCAACUUUACUUGUUUGAGAGAAAUAUGCUCGAAAGAGUGCUAUCUAUGCGCAGAGGAGCUCAAUUUAGCGAGGAAGGAGACGACGAUGACGACGAGUCCAAGACCAGAAAGAACAUCUCGUUCUCCGUGAGGGUAAAGAAGAUGAUGAGCAAGAUUGGGCUCUUGUGGCCGCUUAUCAGUCUCUUCGUCAUCCUUCUCUUCGUUUCUGUCGUAUUGCAUUCUCGCCGCCUUGUCUGCGUCUCUUCUUACGAACCCUAUUCUUGGAUGAACCUCUAUGGCAUUGAUGGGCUCGAAUCCUACUUCGGAUCUCUCGGCGUCCCCUGGUGCAGAUCGAAACAUGGGCAAGCGGUUGAAUGGACAUCGAAGGAUUUGCUUAAGGGCUUGGAAGAGUUCAUACCAAUUUAUGAAACCAGGCCAAUCAAAAACAACAUGUAUGGAAUGGGUUUCGACCACAGUUUUGGUCUUUGGUUCAUCACUCGAUGGUUGAAACCAGAUCUGAUGAUUGAGAGUGGUGCUUUCAAGGGGCAUUCCACUUGGGUUCUCCGACAAGCAAUGCCGGACAGACCAAUUGUGUCACUGACACCUCGGCACCCUGAGAAGUACCUGAAAAAAGGACCUGCCUAUGUUGAUGGAAAUUGCACUUACUUUGCUGGAAAGGACUUUGUAGAUUUUGGAAGUGUUGACUGGGGAAGUGUGAUGAAGAAACAUGGGAUUACUGAUGUCAACCGGGUUCUCAUCUUCUUUGAUGACCAUCAAAAUGAGCUAAAAAGACUUAAGCAAGCAUUGAAAGCUGGGUUCCGACAUCUCAUCUUUGAGGACAACUAUGAUACAGGAAGCGGUGACCAUUAUUCUUUGAGGCAGAUCUGUGAUCAGUUCUAUAUACGAGGAGGUGGGCAUAGCUGUUUUGGAGAUAGUGAUGAGGCCAGGAUAAGGAUGAAGCAAAAGAAGUUCUGGGAGAAGGCAGUGGACAUUGAAGAACUGUGCGGGCCAGGGGAAGCGUGGUGGGGUGUUAGAGGGGAAAUGCGGGAUGAUUUCAACCACAGCAACAAGCCAAUUUCCUAUGCCCAACAUUUUAAAAACAGCAGGUUUGUGGAAUCAGUGCUAGAUGUCUAUUGGGAGCUUCCUCCAGUGGCCGGUCCUUCCCUUACUCAUCAAACAAGAUAUGAUCCUGCCCGUGCACCCAGUCCUAUUGUUGAAGAUGGUAGGUUUGGCUUGUUUCAGAGGCUCGGUCUAACUAGGCUUGAAACAUCUGUAUUCAAUGGGUAUACUCAGAUGGUAUAUCUUCAAAUAUCUCAACCUGGGUCUUAGAUCUGCCAAGAAUAGAUUGGAGAUGCUUCAUUAGUUGCUUUGUUCAUGGAAGCUCUACUGUGCACAAUUUCCAUGCCUCAUACAUGCAGAGUUCAGACAUUGUACAAAAAUUCUUCUUAUUUUUUUCAAUGGAUUCAGAUUUUCAGAAUCUUCUGUUA